Molecule: messenger RNA, 2290 nt
Organism: Leptopilina heterotoma
Lineage: Eukaryota; Metazoa; Arthropoda; Insecta; Hymenoptera; Figitidae
Gene: Df31
Product: prothymosin alpha
Exons: 3
Coding region: 143-529 (128 amino acids)
Source: RefSeq, a predicted model, not a curated record
GAGAGUUCUGCCAUUUGCGCGUCGGUACGCAACAGUAGUGUUACAAGAGUUCUCUCGUGUGCUUCAUUCACAGUGUGAAAAAUAAUUUUCAGUGUAUUUAUCUACAAGUGCUUCCGUUUUAAUUAACAUCAAAUCUAUCACAAUGGCCGAUGUUGAAGCAAAGGAAACCAAAGUUGUCAGCACACCUGAGAAGGAGAAGAAGGUGGUAGAGGAAGAAAAGCCAGUGACAAAGGUUGUGGAGGAGGCUGAUGAAGACUCCAAAACUUCCGAGAACGGAGAAGCCACAGAGACCAAAGAAAAUGGCUCGACCGAAGACAAGGAAGUCGAUGAGAAAGACGAGGAGGAGACGCCAAAGAAUGGUAACUCUACAGAUGCUCCAGUCGACACCUGUUGUAUAAAGAGGAAAUCAGUCGGCGCAGAUUUGACUGAUGAUGCAUCAGCGGACGGUGCAAGCCCCGAAAAGAAGGCGAAAUUAGACGAGAAACCAGCUGAAGCCGAGAGCAACGGUGAAGCCAAAGCCACGGCCUAAUGUUUCUGUAGUCCCUCUUUAUCCAUAGACCUGAUCUAUAGACACAGUUUCACCAUCUAAACGUGAUGUCAGAAUGCAACAUAAUCAUCAGUGCAUCGCCAUAACAGAACGAGUGUCGAUCGCAAAACUCUGAUAUUGUUUACGAUUACGUUUUUGUGUUAAGAGUGGCCGUGUGUAUGUUAAGAUCUUUCGCAUCAUAGCGUUCAAAAGAAAAACGAAAAAAAAAUUCGAUGCUGUACAAAAGCAUUGCACAUACAUAAAAAAAAUGUUUAUUACCCUCGUUACACAAAUAUAAAACAAAAAAAACGUAUUCAAAGCAUGGGAUAGCGCUUAAGCGCGUAUAAUCCGUAUUUAAAAAAAAAACUUAUUUUUUUUAUAAAUAUAUAUCAACAGAGCGAUCGCAGAGUUUUACUCUCAAGAAAAGUUCAAUUCGAUUGUUGAGAAGAAUUUAUUCUUUCUUUUUUCAUCAACACUUGAGUCGUUGAAUUUUUAAAUUGAGAAAUCACGAUCAUCGGAUGAUCGCAUUGUGUAAAACGCAAUCUGAACUAAUCUCUUCAUAAGUUGUAAUACAUUCCUAAAAAUAAAAAAAAAAUUUGGUAAAAAAAAUAUGUUAAAAGAGAUCAGUUUUCGACGAAUGUGAAUUACGAUGUUUUUUGUACAAUGCUGAUCCCGAAAUAUUACGUUACUUUAAAGUCUGAUUUUGUUGCGAAAGUAUUAAAUGGUGAAAAAAAAUAAGAUAAACAAUUCACUGCGUUUUACUGGCAGACAUAGGUGCACAAACUUUUUUUUUCUCGACGCAGUUCAAAGAUUCUUUAAAAACUGCGGUGCAUUCGUAAAACUUAUCUAGAGCAGGUCAACAUCGUUGAACCAGUUUUCAUUAUCGACGAUAUUCGUAGACAGUAUUUUCUUUUUCUUUUACAAUUUUAACCCUUGACUGGUUUUGUGUAUUAUUCAAUACUACAUUAAUAAAUUAAUGAUACUUAAAAAGAAAAAAAACUAGUUGUGACUUGACUUUAAAAUAGACAAAAAGAAAAUUAAUUUGACUUCAAAGUACUGUUCAUUCUUUUAAUAAAAGAAAAAAACAGUAUUUUUUAGUAAUAAUAUAAUUUAAAAAAAUAUUGACAUUAAUAAAGAGAAUUUAGUUUAAUUAAGAAGUUACACUGCCAGUUAAGGAUUAAUGUUGACGUUAGUCAUAGUCAAAAGUACUUAUGAUAAAAGCAAUCCGUGUUUCAAUUAUUUGAUUUUAUCAAAGGAAAUUUUUUUUUAUUUUUUAUGAACAAGGCGAUUGCAUUUACGUGAAACUUUUAAAAAAAUCGUUUUAGGUUUAUGAGUGGCAAGCGAACGAUGCGAAGAUCAAUAAGAGCAAAAAUUAAUCUGUGUAAAGUAAAGAUGUUAGUUCAACGUAUUAAAAAAGUUGUUAGGUAAAAACAUUUUUACUAGUUCAAUCUACGUAGAUCAGUUUCUUGUAGUUAAUCGAAUCUCACCGAAAACUGCCACUUGACAUUAAUUAAUGUCGAAUCAAACUGGCAUUCGCUGACCUGCUAAAUAAGCACUUGUCGUACAAAAUUCAACGGGGUCUGUAAUAUUCAAAAAAAAAAACAAAAAAAAAGAACCUACCUAAAUAUUAAAACUAAUGUUUAGAUGAAAAUAAAUGUUAAUUACCGACUAACAACAAAAAUACUUGUACAGGAUAAUAUAUAUUGUGUAAUUCAUUGUGUUCGCUAUUCCGGGUAAAAUAAAACUGGUUGUUUCAAAUGGCAA